Molecule: messenger RNA, 963 nt
Organism: Pelodiscus sinensis (Chinese soft-shelled turtle)
Lineage: Eukaryota; Metazoa; Chordata; Testudines; Trionychidae
Source: RefSeq, a predicted model, not a curated record
ACCAUUUCCGGGGCCGGGGGCUGGAGCUCCUUUCAGACACGUGCUUAAAGGGGUCUCGCCGGAUGGCCGUUUGUCUCCGCUCCGUGCUAUAGGGCCUCUUGCAGGGACUGACAGCCAUAGCAGGUUUGGUGGUUGCCCUCUGACUUUUGGACACCGUUGCCUUUGGCCACCUACUGCUUUUGCCAGGGUUUUUUUCCUUGCCUUGUUUCUUGUGCCAUGGAACCAGGGGUGGCCACGUGCCUGCUCUGGCCCCUGUCGGACAUUUUCGAGUGCCUGCAGCUGCUGCUCCAGGUUGGUGCCCUCCUCUUCCAGGACCAGGAGGGACAGAUCACUUUGGACUUCCUCACCAGUGAGGCCAGGGCGUCCCUAUGGCACCCCCACCCCAGGGUGGAGAGGCCACUGUGGAGACUGGACACCAGCACCGACUGGUGGGACCGGAUGGUCCUAGGGCAAUGGGACGACCAGCAAUGGCUCCGGAACUUCCACAUGCAAAAGCGGACAUUCAUGGAGCUCUGUGCCUGGCUCACCCCUGCACUCCAGAGAGACACCACCCGGCUGCGGGCACCCAACCCCAUCAAGAAGAGGGUCUCCAUCGCAGUCUGGAAGCUGGCCACCACGGACAGCUACCGAUCAGUGGCACACCAAUUCGGGGUGGGCAGAUCCACCGUCGGCAUCGUCAUGAUGGAGGUCGUCCAUGCCAUCAACGACAUCCUGCUCCCCAGAGUGAUCCACCUGCGGGAUGUGGACACUACCAUUGCCGGCUUCGCUGCCCUCGGGUUCCCCAACUGUGGGGGAGUCCUGGAUGCAACCCACAUCCCUGUUUGGGCCCCAGAGCAUCGAGCGAUGGCAGUGGAGGGCCAGGCCUACGAACAGCCUCACACAGCUGCCAGCCGCCAGGCACACCAGGAUGGGGUGCACAUCCGGGAGGCCCUCACAGACAUGUUUUCACAGGCCCCGGAGUAG